Aureobasidium musti is the source of this 939-nucleotide messenger RNA. The record is from the annotation of a GenBank genome assembly. Lineage: Eukaryota; Fungi; Ascomycota; Dothideomycetes; Dothideales; Saccotheciaceae.
AUGGCAAACGAAGCCAAUUACAAUGCCCAAAACCACCUCGAGCCUAGUCCGCCAAUCGAGAAGGACUUCAACAAUGGAGGCGAUGUUGACAGUGAGACGGCUCUCCAGAGAAUUCGUACAGCUGGCAGCAUUUCGAUCUCACCUGAGCUGUUCGAGAAGAUGUAUCUAUCUCCUCAGAACAAGGUCGCUGGCGAGUUGAGAAAGACCUUUGCNGCCCUGUGUGGUUUCCUUCUCAGCUUGACACCCCUGAGUUGCAUGUUGAUGGGAUGGAGAGGUGCUUCGAACACUGGCGCUUCUGACAUUGGUGCUUACUUCUUCUUUGGUGGUCUUCUAAUGAUUCUUGGUUCCAUCGGCGAGGUGAGUGUUGAUGUCGUAUCUGGUCGACUCUCCUUGCAAGUUGCUAAUGUUGUAUCANNGUGGUUGAUCGGCAACACAUUCCCCUUCGUCGUCUUCGGUUCAUUCGGUGCCUUCUGGUUGACCUUUGCUGCUACCCUUCAGCCAUUCUACAAUGCGUACGGUGCCUUCUCAGCCGACCUCGCCAACCCUGGAUUCUUCCUUGUAUUCAUGGGCAUGUUGUGCUUGAUCUACUUCAUCUGCUCACUCCGCACCAACGUUGUCUUCGCCAUGAUCUUCUUCACCUUGGUUCUCGCCUUUGGCUGCCUGACUGGCGCUUACUGGAACCUUGCUCUUGCUUACGGUGCUGCCGCAAAUUCGGCAACGCAAGCUGCCCACGCUGCAACCGCCACUAGAUGUCUUGUCGCUGCUGGAGCACUCACUUUCGUGACCGACAUGUGUGGCUGGUGGAUUUUCUUCGCCAUCAUGCUCGCUGCUCUUGACUUCCCCUUCCAGAUACCCGUUGGCGACCUCAGCACUUUCAUCAAGGGUGCCAGCGACAGANNAAAAAAGGCCAAGGAGGAGAAGGAGAGAUACUCGGCAUAA